This is a messenger RNA of Cloeon dipterum, 1027 nucleotides long. RefSeq lists its product as uncharacterized. Gene Ontology annotation, cellular component: cytoplasm; nucleus. Lineage: Eukaryota; Metazoa; Arthropoda; Insecta; Ephemeroptera; Baetidae. Bases 65 to 904 code for a protein of 279 amino acids. The transcript has 3 exons. The record is from RefSeq and is a predicted model, not a curated record.
CAGAGCGCCAGUCAGCCGACGUCAACACAGUGCCGCGCCGAGAGUGAGAUAACAGUUGAGUCCCAUGAUGCCUUUCUCUGAUCAAAGAUCGUUACGACGUGAAACUACUCAGCACAGCAAUAAUGUUCCAUUCCCAAAUUUGAAUAUGGAUUUGGAAAUGCAUCGUCUGCUCACCUUUCCAUUCCAACUCUUCCGAGGACUCAAAUUUGAUCUGCUCCGCAUGCUGGCAAAAGAAGAAUUUUAUUACGAUCAUGAGUGUGGAUUUGUACGCUCAAUUUUCUACGCGAUGACCAUCAGUGCAGUAGAACUUGCUCAAAUAUUAUCUCACAAUAUUGAAGAUGCUGAAAAGAUUAUUUCCGGAAGACUGCUACAGUUAAAUUGUGAUAUUUCGAGAAAUGUGCCAAUAGGAAAUGUCGACGGCGUACUGAAUUAUAAAUUCGAGUCACACCGUUUAUAUUCUCUGCUGAAAAAUGUAGAUCAUUUUCCGCACGUUAAUAUCUACGAGUUGGCAAAAAGUGGCUUUUACUACUUAGGAGAAAAGGACAAUGUCAAAUGUGACUUCUGCGGAUUGGAAAUUCAUGGAUGGGAGCAGCAAGACAAGCCCGACGAUGAGCACCUCCGUUGGAACGAUAAGUGUCCUUUUAUGCGCAAUGAUAAAAAUGUCACCGCCAACAACAUCCCGAUCGGCAGUGAGCAGAUCGAUUCAGUCAAAAGUGACGCCAUUGGUAGCAUGGCCAAUGUUACCACGACACCUAUUGGCCAUAGGCCUGACAUCGUCCCUGCUGACGGUGCUGCUGGAGGCCAUUUUCCGCAUCAAGUUCAGGAAUUUCAACCUGGUGGUGAUCCUGUUGAAGCUGCACAACCUGAGCCUGACGGUCCGCAACAAAAUCCUGAAGGAAACUAAGCUUUGCACAGGAGAAACCAACCUUGAACCUACCUGGAACCAAUCAGUGGAAAUUUUCCGGAUACCAUAAAAAGUUGCGAAGCGACGUGGUGCUAAAAUAAAAUUAAACAAUAAAACCUUGAA